CAAAGAAGAUGAGGGCUUUGAUGAAGUUGAAGUGCUCGAGGGAAAUACUUUUGAUUUUGGCGACUUGGAUCGGGUCGAACAAGGAAUGAUUCCGCAGGUUAUUCUAGAUAAGGUUAAGGUGGUUAAUUACAAUAGUGAAGAUGACGAAUGGGAUGAGGCAACAUUAAUAUCAUCGUUAGGAAUGUCAUACAGUCUAUAUGACCUAGAGUUCUGCCACCACGGCAAAACAACCAAUUUCACCAGUUCUUCCGGUUAUAACUAGAAGAACGGCAAGUAGUUCUGCACCAUACACUAGUUUUGGGGCUGACACCCCUUUACUGCCUGUAUAUAAAAGCAAAGCGAUAACUUUCAAUUCAAUAACAAAGAACAUCAUCCUGAAGCACAGCAAUGAAGCUCAUCUCACUCACCGCUAUGAUCAUAUCUGCCGCAGUACUGGUGGCUGCUGGCGGUCCAUGCUACACGCCUGGAUAUUGGGAGUGCGGAAAUCUCAAGGAUUAUAAUGGGGGCAAUGCGUUUUUGUUUUACUGUUCGCCACCUGGUUAUAUCUCAAACAUUCAAGAUUGCAGCUGUGUGAAUUGCUGUUCCAGUCGUUGGUGGGCACACCAGUUGCACAUAAGAGAGCCAUGUUAAUGAUGAGUUACAGCUGUCUCUGGAGAGUGGUACCCGCCAUAGUAGGAGUGAGUUCUGUAGAAAAUAAAU
Molecule: messenger RNA, 699 nt
Organism: Suillus subaureus
Lineage: Eukaryota; Fungi; Basidiomycota; Agaricomycetes; Boletales; Suillaceae
Exons: 2
Source: RefSeq, a predicted model, not a curated record